This is a messenger RNA of Daucus carota subsp. sativus, 3364 nucleotides long. Its product is annotated as putative leucine-rich repeat receptor-like serine/threonine-protein kinase At2g24130. Gene Ontology annotation, molecular function: ATP binding; protein kinase activity; protein binding. The record is from RefSeq and is a predicted model, not a curated record. The coding region runs from base 197 to 3148 and encodes 983 amino acids. The transcript is spliced from 2 exons. Gene Ontology annotation, biological process: protein phosphorylation. NCBI's taxonomy places the organism in Eukaryota, Viridiplantae, Streptophyta, Magnoliopsida, Apiales, Apiaceae.
UUAUUUUUGAAGUGCACGGUUUCAUCCUUGCACUGCAAUCUCUAGCUAGCUAGCUUUUUCUUGAUCAUAAAACGCUUCCUGGUGCAUCUUAAUUCUACUAUAAUCUGUCCCUCUCUCUCUCUCUCUCUCAUAUAUUUUUACCAUAAUCUCUCUCAUAGAUUAUCUCUUAAUAGAAGAAGAAAAACUUGCAUUGAUCAUGUAUAUGCAUAUGGAGUCUUAUUGCAUGUUCAACUCUCUUUUCUUGUUCAUGGCAUUCUUUAUUGUGUCCGGAGAAGUUAAUUCUUCUCAGAUACUAAAUGAUGAAGCUUCACUUCUUUCGUUCAAAUCCAGGGUCGUUUAUGAUCCAAACAAUUCUCUUGAAAAUUGGAAUUCUUCCAAGUUUCAAGUAUGCAACUGGUCAGGUAUUGGCUGCAAUGUCAAUAAAACAAGAGUGUUAAGUCUUGACCUUAGUGGCCUUUCACUCAGAGGCACUAUUUCACCAGCCAUUUCCAAGCUUUCUUACUUGAAAAUUCUUGAUUUGUCCAAGAACUUCUUUGAAGGCCAUAUUCCAGCUGAGAUUGGUUCACUUUUCCAUCUCAAAGAGUUGAGCUUAUCUACAAAUCUUCUCGAAGGUACAAUCCCCAGAGAGCUAGGUUCUCUUGGUGACUUGGUAUAUCUUGAUUUAGGGAGUAACCGUCUCAGCGGUGAAAUCCCAAAAUCUCUUCUGUGUAAUGCCACAUCUUCUUUGGAAUACUUGGACUUAUCCAACAACUCUAUCAGUGGCGAGAUUCGUAUGAACAAUCAAUGUCAGCUUAGACAGCUAAGGUUUCUUCUGCUUUGGUCCAAUCAACUUGUAGGUCAAGUCCCUCCAGCUCUUUCAAACUCUUCAAAACUCGAAUGGCUGGAUUUGGAAUCGAAUGCAUUACAUGGAAACUUACCUUCUGAGAUUGUACAGAAAAUGCCAUUGCUACAGUUCCUUUAUUUAUCAUAUAACAACUUCUCAAGUCACAAUGGUAACACUAACCUCAGUACCUUUUUCUCCUAUUUAAUGAAUUCCUCAAACUUGCAAGAACUUGAGUUGGCUGGCAAUAAUCUUGGUGGUGAGAUACCUUCUAUUAUUGGUGAUCUCCCAACUUGCCUUGUACAAUUGCAUCUCGAAAAUAAUCUCAUUUUUGGCUCCAUUCCUCCUGACAUUUCUAAACUUUUCAACCUCACACUUCUAAACUUGUCUGGUAACCUUAUAACCGGUUCAAUCCCACGCGAACUGUGUCAAAUGAAAAGACUUGAGAGGCUUUAUCUGUCAAAUAAUAAGCUCUCUGGUGAUAUUCCAUCUGCUUUUGGUGAUAUUCCUCACUUGGGCCUUCUUGAUUUGUCAAGGAACCGACUUUCAGGUUCAAUACCGGAUAGUUUUGCAAAUCUUACUCAGGUACGGAGUCUCUUGCUGUAUGAGAACCAGCUAUCAGGGACCAUACCACCAAGCCUUGGAAAUUGCAUCAACUUAGAGAAACUAGACCUUUCUCAUAACAGUAUAUCUGGGGUAAUUCCAAAGGAAGUAGCCGGGCUGAGUAGCUUGAAGUUGUACUUGAACUUGUCUGCGAACAACUUGCAUGGGCCAAUACCAGGAGAGUUGGGUAAAAUGGAUAUGGUUCUAGCAAUUGACAUUUCGUCAAACAAACUUUCUGGGACAAUCCCUCCACAAAUUGGAAGCUGCAUUGCCCUAGAGUACCUUAAUCUUUCGAGUAAUGCCUUGGAAAGCUCUUUACCAGAAUCACUUGGGAAACUCCCUUACCUUAUAGGACUUGAUUUGUCCUCUAAUAACUUAAGUGGGGAGCUACCUGAAUCUCUGCAGGCGUCUUCUACUCUGAAGGAAAUGAAAUUCUCCUUUAACAACUUCUCCGGGGUGGUACUAAAUAGAGGGGCAUUUUCAGGGCUGCCCUUUGAUUCUUUUAUGGGAAAUCCCCAUAUUUGUGGCUCCAUAAAAGGCAUGCACAGCUGUUCAAGGAAGAGAAUUUACGGUGCUAUAAUUUUGCCUGCUGUGAUCAGUUCAGUUUUUGUCAUUCUCAUCUUGGGCAUUUUGGGGUAUCGUCUAGCACUGAAGUUAAAUUUUAAAAGAAAAUUAGCAACUUCCACCUGUCCAGAAAUGCUUGAAGAAGAACAUGAAGGAAAUGAACACAAACACCCAAAAAUCUCUUAUGAGCAACUCAUCGAAGCCACGGGUGGAUUCAGCAAUGCAUGCGUAAUUGGGUCAGGUCAAUUUGGACAUGUCUACAAGGGAAUAUUUGAAGAUGACACAAAAAUAGCGGUGAAAGUAAUCAACACAAAAACAGCUGGGGAAUUGUCUGGGAAGUGCUUUAGAAGAGAAUGCCAAAUUCUAAAGAGGACAAGACACAGGAAUUUGAUCAAGAUCAUCACAACAUGCAGCAGGCCAGAUUUCAAGGCUAUUGUUCUACCACUUAUGCCAAAUGGUAGCCUUGAGAACUACUUGUAUCCGAGCUGUUCGUGGAACCACAGAUUGGACUUGGUUCAGUUAGUAAAUAUUUGCAGUGAUGUAGCUGAAGGUUUGGCCUAUCUGCAUCAUUACUCUCCGGUUAAAGUAGUCCACUGUGAUCUUAAACCAAGCAACAUUCUUCUAGACCAUGACAUGACAGCUUUGGUGAGUGAUUUUGGCAUCGCGAAACUGGUAAAAGAGAGUGAUCAGGGCAGUGUCUGUGCCAAUGAUUCUGCUUUGUGUAUCUCUACAGAUGGAUUGCUUUGUGGUUCCCUCGGUUAUAUGGCUCCCGAAUAUGGCAUGGGCAUGCAAGCUUCGACAGAAGGAGAUGUUUACAGUUAUGGAGUUCUCUUGUUAGAAUCUGUGACAGGAAAGCGUCCUACAGACUCAAUAUUUCAAGAAGGAUCAAAUUUGCAUGAAUGGGUUAAGAGUCAAUACCCUUGCAAGAUUGAGCCAGUUCUUGAACAAGCUCUUCUAAGGUACGCGCCUCAUGGUUCUGUGGUGCCUUCAAACAGACUAUGGUGCGAUGUGCUGUUGGAGUUGAUCGAGUUAGGACUCAUGUGCACUCAAUACAGUCCGUUGAUUAGGCCAACUAUGGAUGAUGUGGCUCAUGAAAUGGCUCGGCUGAAGCAAUAUCUAUCAGGUCCUUCAGAAAAAUCUGGGUCUACGAAAAGUACAUAACAGUUUCUGAUCUGAUGUCAGUAAUGUUUAUUUAGUAUUUUGAGAUUUACAAACAUAUUCGGAUAAAUAUGUAAUUAAUUGCUUAUUAUGUUGCGGAUUAGGGGGAUAUUUUAGGAUACAUUACAAUUCAAGAAACUAAUCAUGACAUGUUGCUGGUUUAUUUCCUUGCCAGUUUACUUUCUAUAUAAAUAGUAUGAGAUAUAUAGCAGCUAGUGG